AUGUACAGAACCAUUAAAAGGCUCGGCAUACCGGACUCCAACAUCAUUCUCAUGCUGGCCGACGAUGUGGCAUGCGAUGCUCGCAACAUUUUCCCUGCUAGCGUCUUCGGCAACCGAGACCGCCAACUGGAUCUAUACGGCGACAGCGUGGAGGUGGACUAUCGAGGCUACGAGGUCACAGUUGAGAACUUCUUGCGUGUUCUCACCGGGAGAUUUGACAAGCAUGUUCCGCCAAAUAAGCGCCUACUCACCGACGCUUCGUCGAACGUGUUCCUGUACCUCACUGGCCAUGGCGGUGACGAGUUCCUCAAGUUUCAGGACAACGAGGAGCUCUCUGCGUUUGACAUCGCAGACACAGUUGAGCAGAUGCACGAGAAGAGGCGUUACAACAAACUCCUGUUCAUGAUCGACACUUGUCAGGCGAACACCAUGUUUUCGCAAUUCUACUCGCCUGACAUCAUUGCCACCGGAUCGUCAGCCAAAGGCGAGAACUCGCUGUCUCAUCACGCCGAUGAUCAGAUCGGGGUAUCUGUCAUCGACUCUUACACGCAUUUUACUUUGAACUACUUGGAAGGAUUCAACAAGUCCUCGAAGGCUACUUUCGACAGUUACGAUCCUGUUCAAAUCCUAUCCAAUGCCGGCGUCUCCACAAGUCUGAGCAAGACACCACCGGCAGAGAUUCUACUGACCGACUUUCUGGGUGGUGUCUCGCGAGUGGAGAUCUCGGACGGCAAGGUCAGCGUCGGAGAAGAUGGAUGGAUAGAAUCGGAGACCGUUGAGGUCGAAACACUGCCACCGCCUCUGAAUGCGUUCCGCCCCAUCAGUGCCGCAUUAGUGUAG
Trichosporon asahii var. asahii CBS 2479 is the source of this 840-nucleotide messenger RNA. RefSeq names its product GPI-anchor transamidase. Gene Ontology annotation, cellular component: GPI-anchor transamidase complex. Gene Ontology annotation, molecular function: GPI-anchor transamidase activity. The transcript has 2 exons. The record is from RefSeq and is a predicted model, not a curated record. Lineage: Eukaryota; Fungi; Basidiomycota; Tremellomycetes; Trichosporonales; Trichosporonaceae. Bases 1 to 840 code for a protein of 279 amino acids. Gene Ontology annotation, biological process: protein localization to cell surface; proteolysis; attachment of GPI anchor to protein.